AUGCCGUCUGCAGUAAAACCGCCGCAGACCCUGUACGACAAGGUCUUUGAAGACCACAUCGUCGAAGAGAAGGAGGAUGGCACAAUCCUUCUGUAUAUUGAUAGGCAUCUUGUCCACGAAGUGACAUCACCACAAGCAUUCGAGGGUCUCCGAAACGCCGGCCGCCGAGUACGAAGACCAGACUGCACCCUCGCCACAGUCGACCACAACAUCCCUACCGCCUCGCGGAAAAACCUCACCACGACCGAGAAAUUCAUCGAAGAGACCGACUCGCGGUUACAAUGCAUGACUCUCGAGGAGAACGUCAAGGCCUUCGACCUCACAUACUUUGGCCUUGACGACAAGAGGCAGGGCAUCGUGCACAUCAUCGGACCUGAACAGGGCUUCACGCUGCCCGGCACCACAGUCGUAUGCGGUGACAGUCACACAUCCACACAUGGCGCUUUCGGUGCUCUCGCCUUUGGUAUCGGUACCAGCGAGGUAGAACACGUCUUGGCCACCCAGACCAUCAUCACACAGCGGAGUAAGAACAUGAAGGUUCAGGUCGACGGAGAACUCGGACCUGGUGUUGGCAGCAAGGACAUUAUCCUGCACGUCAUUGGCAAGAUUGGCACGGCUGGAGGAACAGGUGCCGUCAUCGAGUUCUGUGGCUCGGCUAUCCGCGGCUUGAGCAUGGAGGCGCGUAUGUCGAUUUGCAACAUGUCAAUCGAAGGUGGCGCACGAGCUGGUAUGAUCGCGCCUGAUCAGAUCACUAUCGAUUAUCUCAAGGGAAAGACCCUUGCACCCAAGGUCGACAGCCCAGAGUGGAAGAAAGCUUGCAACUACUGGCUUGGACUUAAGUCCGACGAGGGCGCCAAAUACGACAUUGAGGUCUCGAUUGACGCAAAGGACAUUGCCCCGACAGUCUCUUGGGGCACUUCGCCACAGGAUGUCAUCCCCAUCACUGGCGUUGUACCUGGACCCGACGACUUUGAGGAUGCGACCAAGAAGCUGGCGUGCGAACGUGCUCUGAAGUAUAUGGGCCUGACUGCCGGCACCCCGAUGCAGGAGAUUCCCCUUGACAAGAUCUUCAUCGGAUCCUGCACAAAUGCUCGUAUCGAGGAUCUUCGGUCAGCUGCUCAAAUCGUUGAGGGCAAGAAGGUGGCUUCUAACAUCAAGCGUGCUAUGAUCGUCCCGGGUUCUGGUCUGGUUAAGAAGCAGGCAGAGGCCGAAGGUCUUGACAAGAUCUUCAGUGAUGCCGGGUUCGAGUGGAGAGAGGCUGGAUGCUCAAUGUGCUUGGGCAUGAACCCCGACAUUCUGUCACCUGGCGAGCGAUGUGCGUCAACCUCCAACCGAAACUUCGAGGGCCGACAGGGUGCUGGUGGCCGAACACAUCUCAUGUCGCCUGCUAUGGCCGCCGCUGCCGCUAUCGUAGGAAACCUUGCCGAUGUACGGAAACUCGCCCCGCAGGCUCCGGCACAGGCUAAGGGCUCACCGAAGAUCGAGCUGGACGCUCAAGUCGAGCCUCCCAGCAGUGACGAAGAGUUCGAAAAGAUUAUGGACCUUCCCAGCUCUGGACCUCAGCACACCGCCUCGAACACUAGCAGCACAGGCAGCGCCUCAGCCGGUAUGCCCAAGUUCGAGACUCUUCGCGGAUACGCGGCGCCCAUGGACGUGGCAAACAUCGACACCGACGCCAUUAUCCCCAAGCAGUUCCUCAAGACCAUCAAGCGUUCUGGUCUCGGCAGUGCUCUCUUCCACGCCUGGCGCUUCGAAGCUGGCAGUGACAAGGAAGACCCAUCCUUUGUACUGAACAAGGAGCCUUACCGCAACUCAAAGAUUCUAGUAUGCACAGGACCCAACUUUGGCUGCGGUUCAAGUCGCGAGCACGCACCCUGGGCGCUCCUCGAUUUCGGCAUCAAAUGCAUCAUCGCCCCAUCGUUCGGCGACAUCUUCUUUAACAACACCUUCAAGAACGGCAUGCUGCCCAUCCGUAUCGGAGACGAGGCUGUCCUGAAACGCGUCGCUGACGAAGCGAACGCUGGCAAAGAAAUCGAAGUCGACCUUCCCAACCAAGUCAUCCGUGCUGCGGAUGGAACCGAACUGGCCAAGUUUGAAGUUGAGGAGUUCAGGAAACAUUGCCUUGUUAACGGACUCGAUGACAUUGGCCUGACCAUGGCCAACGUCGACAAGAUCGAGAAGCAUGAGCAGAAGCGCACAGCCGUCUGGCCUUGGCUGGAUGGAAGUGGGUACUUGAAGAGGCAUGGACGCGGACCGGUCAAGGUCCAGGCGCAACCGGUGCCCAAGACCAACCGUGGAGAGGAGAUUACCGAACCACUGGAGUGGUAG
Molecule: messenger RNA, 2328 nt
Organism: Alternaria arborescens
Lineage: Eukaryota; Fungi; Ascomycota; Dothideomycetes; Pleosporales; Pleosporaceae
Product: 3-isopropylmalate dehydratase
Exons: 4
Coding region: 1-2328 (775 amino acids)
Biological process (GO): L-leucine biosynthetic process
Cellular component (GO): 3-isopropylmalate dehydratase complex
Molecular function (GO): 3-isopropylmalate dehydratase activity; 4 iron, 4 sulfur cluster binding
Source: RefSeq, a predicted model, not a curated record